This is a messenger RNA of Anguilla rostrata (American eel), 2253 nucleotides long. RefSeq names its product ankyrin repeat domain-containing protein SOWAHD-like. The transcript has 2 exons. The coding region runs from base 261 to 1355 and encodes 364 amino acids. The record is from RefSeq and is a predicted model, not a curated record. Lineage: Eukaryota; Metazoa; Chordata; Actinopteri; Anguilliformes; Anguillidae. Gene Ontology annotation, molecular function: protein binding.
CGACAAGUGUAUUUAUGUUCAUUUUUGAGAACGACUGUGACUGUGAAAAGAGGAACAGUUAAUGGGUGGUGCUGUUUAUAGCCUCAGCAGAACAAGAAGUUGAGGGUGUCAAAAAAGAAAAAAACUACUCGAAGCGUUGCAUUAAUAGUUUGAACAAUGGUAAAGGGGAAUACUCUCGAUCUUGUCCACUGAAUAACAGCUCUAAAACGGUGUUAAGCUUGACACAGAAAACGCCAAAUUAGGAGGAAAAACCAUCUGACAUGUCCAGCCACGUGGGAAUCUCUGAAUCAACAGAUAUGACCUGCAGACCUAAUCCAGAUUCUCAGAGCGAACUGGCGCCGGCUCAGAAUGGGGACGGAUUUAGAAGCGAUACAUCAACGAGGGCCUCUCACGACUCACCCAGAGACAAAUCGUCAGGGGACCGCAAUGCCACACUGGAACAGCGUGCGUCCAACGCCGCUACCGCAGCAAUACCCACUCCGCUUCCAGCUUCAGUGCGCAGAUACAGACUGCAGAAGCAACAGGAGACAAGCGAACUGUAUAGUGGCAGUGGCACAAUCAACUGUCCUGGGGUUCCAAGAAAACUGUCUGCCCAGGCACCUGAGAAGGGGUCAAUGACCUCAGGCAUGCGGAAAAAAUAUUUAAAGGAACUGUUGUUGACUAAAACCGGCCUCAGUAGCUUAUCACUGUCUUUUGACAGCGCUGGCGCAUAUUCCAAGGACCUUGGCAGCGAUGGGAUUCCGUCAGCUUCAGAAGAAAGUGCUAAUUUCCCCGCAUUUUGGGCUUUGGAUCCGACAGAACACGCUUGGAUGCUCGCUGUCGUGGAUGGCAAUUUUGACAUAAUUGUGGAUUAUCUGUCGACGGAUUCCAGUUUGCUGACCAAAAAAGAUUUUGUUACUGGUUUCACAGUUCUUCACUGGUUGGCAAAAUAUGGAAAACACAAUACUCUGAUAAAGCUGUUAAAGCAUGUGGAAAAUGAGGGAUUCGCAGUGGAUGUUAACAUAAAGGCCAGUGGAGGUUACACGCCGCUUCAUGUUGCGGUAAUGCAUGGUCAGUAUAUGGUAGUUAAGCUUCUGGUGGGUGCGUUUUGCGCAAGUGUGGACGCUAUGGACUAUAGUGGACGGAGAGCGUGGCAGUACCUCCGGACAAAUGCGUCGGCUGAGAUAAAGGAGCUACUUGGGGCUAUGGACGGUGAGGGCGGAAGAGCUCUUGGAUAUAAAAACGCAAAUAACAACUGCGUUGCUACGGCGCGUUACCUCCAAGAGGUACCAAACGGAGAAGAGGACUCACCUGUUACAAGAAACCAACUUUGUGGGCUUGUGAGAAAAUUUAUUGCAUCCUUUAUGGGAUAUUGAACAUAAUAAAGAGAGAAACUUAGAGGAUACUGACCCCUAAUAACCUGCUAAAGGGAAAAUCCGCAAUGUUGAUGUUCUUUUAGUAUCGAUUCAGUGUCAUUUGUUUCCGCUGGGGAUGCAUCACUACUCGUAGAAGGACGAUACAUGAUGUCCAAUGCUUUUUUUUUUUAGCUGCGUAAAAUAGGAGUACCGCAAUCAUUUUCUGUCAUUUAAACGCCAAAAAACAUUUUGGUUUGAGUGAGAUUAUUUUGGGAUACAUAUGGAAUAUUUGAAGAAUUGAACAGAUUCAACAGAAAAAAGCACAUUUGGUAAUACGUUAUGUUUUGUAAUCUUCUCAAAAAAGAAAGAGGAACACCAUUUCCUCAAGUCAUGCUGAUGUGGAAGAACUACGUACAGAUUAUUUAUUUUAGGCUAUGUCUAAUUAAUGUGAAAUUAGUGAUAGUGAACAUCAACAGUUAAACACAUGAAAACAACUUAACCUUUUGAAAGUUUAACUAGCGAUUCUGCACAACAAUUUUCGAUUUAUUUUUGUUUUAGGACCAUUAUUGUUCACCUCGCAAGGAGAGCUGUAGGAAUAGACAGAAUUGACCCUACUGCACCUGGUACCUCUUACUUUGUUAAUAAACACAUAAAAGACCCAGCUUGAAGGCCUUUGGAUAAAAUUUAUUUUCUUUGAUUCUGUUUUUAUACCACUUUUCCUAAGGUACAAGUAACUGAGCUACCCACAUGUAGGCUUUACCCAAUCAUGGUGAUGAAUAUAUGUGAUGAGCCUGAUUGUGUUCUUCCAGUCUUUUUAGGGGGUCAAGCACCGAAGGUGUGAGACACCCUAUUGUCUUUCUUGGUCUUAUAAUAAUAAUAAUAAUAAUAAUUAAUAAAUAAAUAAACAAUUAUUGUUGAA